Molecule: messenger RNA, 697 nt
Organism: Sinocyclocheilus grahami
Lineage: Eukaryota; Metazoa; Chordata; Actinopteri; Cypriniformes; Cyprinidae
Product: beta-galactoside-binding lectin-like
Exons: 4
Coding region: 145-549 (134 amino acids)
Molecular function (GO): laminin binding; carbohydrate binding; galactoside binding
Source: RefSeq, a predicted model, not a curated record
GGCAAAGAAACCUAAUUGGGUGAAAUAAACAUCGGUCAUCUGAAGCCUCUAUAGUCCGCAGUGGACAUAAGAAGCCCUCCACACAACGCAACUUUCUCCCCCAGACGCUUCGUUUCACUUCAUUGGGUCUCAAAGGAAGCCAAAAUGAGCGGUGUGGUUGUGCAGAAUUUGUCCUUUAAGACGGGACAGACUCUGACUGUUACAGGAGUCCCCAGUGCUGAUUCCACAAAUUUUGCCAUUAACAUUGGUCACAGUGCCGAGGAUAUCGCUCUACACAUGAACCCUCGUUUUGAUGCCCAUGGUGACCAGCGCACUAUAGUGUGCAAUUCAUUACAGGAUGGAAACUGGUGUGAGGAGCACAGAGAGGCCAGCUUUCCAUUUAAUCAGAACGAGGAGUUCCAGAUAAAAAUCACUUUCACCAAUGAGGAGUUCCUGAUGACUCUUUCUGAUGGUUCUCAGAUUCGCUUCCCUAACCGUCAAGGCGCUGAGAAGUACAAAUAUAUGUACUUUGAAGGAGAGGGCAGGAUCCAUGGGAUUGAAAUCAAGUAGACUAAUUUCACUUACUGAGUAUUAAGUAUCUCAAUCACACUAUUAUCACUUGUAUGUCAAAUCAGCCUAAUAAUUUUACUGUGGCACUGCCUAUCUAAAACCACUAGAGGGAGCGCAACUACAAUAAAUUGCCAUGAGCGUCAACUAG